Messenger RNA from Penicillium arizonense, 4386 nucleotides. RefSeq names its product putative ABC multidrug transporter. NCBI's taxonomy places the organism in Eukaryota, Fungi, Ascomycota, Eurotiomycetes, Eurotiales, Aspergillaceae. Gene Ontology annotation, cellular component: membrane. Gene Ontology annotation, biological process: transmembrane transport. The record is from RefSeq and is a predicted model, not a curated record. Gene Ontology annotation, molecular function: ATP hydrolysis activity; ATP binding; ABC-type transporter activity. The coding region runs from base 1 to 4386 and encodes 1461 amino acids. The transcript is spliced from 5 exons.
AUGAGCUCCCAAAGCCAAACACGGGCAAAUAGCCUCGAAUCUGAUUUUGUGGGCAAAGAGCCGUCUACGAAAACAGAAAUCAACAGCGAUGAGAGACUGACGAGCUUGGCCCGCAAAUUGAGCGAGCGGUCAAACAUGUCGAAUUAUCAACACUCCUUCGAACUGGGGAAAGGGAGUGCUCUUGACCCGCAAAGUCCUCAUUUCAACGCCAGAGCCUGGGCCAAGGCAUUCUAUCGUGUCCGCCACAACGCAAAUGAUGGCUCUCCUCCGCGUGUCGCCGGUGUUGCUUUCAAUAAUUUGUCCGUUAGCGGUUACGGGAGUCCCUUGGAUUAUCAAAUGAGCGUCGGAAACGCGGCGUUGAAGCUGCCGACCCUCGUGCACCAGUGGUUUGGCGGAAAGAAACAGAAACUGAACAUCCUCGAAAACAUCGAUGGUUUACUGCUUCCCGGUGAGCAGCUUUGUGUUUUGGGUCCCCCUGGCUCGGGCUGCUCAACUCUCUUGAAGACUAUUGCAGGGGAAACCCGUGGGUUUGAGGUAGACCCCGCGUCAUACAUCAAUUACCACGGCAUCACCCCAAAACAGAUGUCGAAAUACUUCCGCGGCGAGGCCAUCUAUACUGCUGAAGUAGAUGCGCACUACCCUCAACUCGUGGUGGGCGACACCCUCUACUUCGCCGCUCUUGCUCGUGCCCCUCGCGAAAUCCCAGGUGGAAUGAACCGCGAGGAGUACGCCACUCACCUGCGGGAUGUUAUCAUGUCUACUUUUGGUAUUAGUCACACCGUCAAUACCAAAGUUGGGAACGACUUCGUUCGUGGCGUCAGCGGGGGCGAGAGGAAGCGAGUCAGCAUUGCGGAGGCAGCAUUGAGCUACGCUCCUCUGCAGUGCUGGGACAACAGUACACGGGGCCUGGAUAGCGCAAAUGCUAUAGAGUUCUGCCGGACUUUACGAACACAAGGGGAUGUCUUUGGCGUGACUUCGUGUGUCGCCAUCUAUCAAGCUCCCCAAGCAGCCUACGAGCUUUUUGACAAAGUGACCGCUCUUUACGAAGGGAAGCAAAUUUACUUUGGUCCCGCUCAAGAAGCUAAAGGAUAUUUCACCCGACUCGGGUUUGUAUGUCCAGAGGCUCAAACUACGCCCGACUUUUUGACUUCAAUGUCGAGCCCUGAUGAGCGAGUCAUUCGGCCAGGGUUUGAGAACCUAGUGCCCAGAACCUCGGAUGACUUCGCAAAGCGAUGGAAAGAGAGCCCUGAGCGACAAGCACUGCUAAAAGAAAUCCAUCAAUAUUCAACUGAACACCCGUUCAAUGCGACUGACUUUGACCACUUUGCAUCUUCCCGAGAAACCGAGAAAUCGAGCAAACAACGGUUAAAGUCACCAUUCACUCUCUCAUAUUUUGGCCAGAUUCGACUUUGCUUAUGGAGAGACUUCCAACGACUCAAAAAUGACCCCAGUGUCACCCUCGCGAUGUUGAUUGGAAAUUUCUUUGAAGCUUUGAUUGUUGCCAGUGUGUUCUACAACCUUCCCAAGGACACCUCCUCGUUCUUCUCCCGGGGUGCCCUCCUAUUCAUGAUGGUUCUCCUGAAUGCUUUCUCAAGCGUGUUGGAGAUUCUCACCUUGUAUGAGAAACGAACAAUCGUUGAAAAGCACGUGCGAUAUGCACUCUAUCACCCUAGUGCUGAGGCCAUCUCGUCAAUGAUCAUCGAUAUGCCGUAUAAGAUCAUAAACUCAAUUCUUACCAAUCUCGUGUUGUACUUCUUGCCAAAUUUACGAAGGGAACCGGGUCCGUUCUUCUUUCUCCUAUUGGUGUCAUUUUCUAUGAUGAUGGGCAUGUCAAUGUUCUUUCGCUUCUUCGCCUCCCUAACGAAAUCGAUUGAGCAGGCUCUUGCCCCUUCGGCCAUCAUUUUGCUUGCGCUGGUGCUUUACACGGGAUUCGCCAUUCCCGUCAGCUAUAUGCGUGGCUGGGCUUCGUGGAUUCGGUGGCUGAAUCCAGUCUCGUAUGGAUUUGAAGCCGUGAUGGUCAAUGAAUUCCACGGACAAGGAUACCCUUGCACGUCGUUCGUUCCUUCUGGACCAGGGUAUGAGAAUGUGUCGGCGGAAGAAAAGGUCUGCUCAACCAUAGGAGCGGUUCCGGGGACUGAUGUCGUCCAAGGAACAUCAUUUGUCCGCUCUUCCUUUGGAUAUGAGAACAGCCAUCGGUGGCGGAACCUUGGGAUCAUCAUCGCCCUCACUAUUUUCCUUGCAGCCUGCCACUUGAUCACGUCCGAGCUGGUAUCGUCUCAACGCUCUAAAGGCGAGGUUCUCGUUUUCCGCCGUGGUAAGUCCCAGCAAGCUCGAGCAAAGCGCAACAAGGGCGAUGAGGAGCAAUUGCCAUGCCGCGUGGUGCAAAACGAGAAAUCACCCAACGAGGCACCUGAAACCAUUGCCGGGGUUGAGAAGCAAACUUCAAUUUUUCACUGGGAAGAUGUCACGUAUGAUGUCAAAAUCAAAGGCGAGGCGAGGCGUAUUCUGGACCAUGUUGAUGGAUGGAUCCGGCCGGGGACACUGACAGCACUCAUGGGUGUCUCAGGUGCGGGUAAAACCACCUUACUAGACGUAUUAGCCAGUCGUACGACUGUCGGGGUUGUCGGAGGCGAUAUGCUUGUCGAUGGUCGACCCCGGGAUGAUUCCUUCCAACGCAAAACUGGCUAUGUCCAACAACAGGAUCUGCACCUUCACACAACAACCGUACGGGAAGCGCUGGAAUUCAGCGCCCUGCUAAGGCAGCCGUCUCAGUUCACUCGCGCCGAAAAAUUAGCCUACGUCGAUACAGUUAUCGAUCUAUUGAGCAUGAGUGAAUAUGCGGAUGCUAUUGUCGGAGUUCCAGGCGAGGGUCUCAAUGUUGAACAACGGAAACGUCUCACGAUCGGUGUCGAAUUGGUUGCCCGUCCUAAGCUGUUACUAUUCCUCGAUGAGCCUACUUCUGGCUUAGACAGUCAAACUUCUUGGUCGAUUUGCAACCUCAUGGAGACCCUGACACGGAACGGGCAGGCGAUUCUUUGUACAAUUCACCAACCUUCCGCCAUGUUAUUCCAGCGCUUUGACAGACUCCUUCUACUCGCUAAGGGGGGUAAGACAGUCUAUUUUGGCGACGUUGGCCAGGGAGCAAAAACCCUCACAGAUUAUUUUCUUCGCAAUGGCGGCUCUGCUUGCCCUCCAGGCCACAAUCCAGCAGAAUAUAUGCUUGAGGUAAUCGGCGCUGCACCCGGAGCGCAAACAGAGAUUGACUGGCCUUCCGUGUGGAGGAAUAGUCCUGAACAUUCAGAAGUCCGGAGGGAACUUGCUAAACUGAGGGAAUUGGGUAACAACCAGGCGACAGUAUCGGACGACCUAUCAAGCUAUACGGAAUUCGCAGCACCCUUUUUUGAGCAGCUCACCCAUGUUGGACGUCGUGUGUUUCAGCAGUACUGGCGCACCCCUGCCUACGUCUAUUCCAAAGCUUUGUUGACAGUUGGUAGUGCUCUAUUUAUCGGAUUUUCUUUGUUUAAGAUGGAGAAUACUCAGCAGGGUCUACAGAACCAACUAUUCGGUGUUUUUGUCUUCCUCUUUGUGAUCGUCCAACUUGUUCUCCAAAUCAUCCCGUCGUUUGUCACACAGCGCACACUCUACGAGUCCCGUGAGCGGCAGUCAAAGACUUAUGCGUGGCAAGCUUUCAUUUUAUCUAACAUCACCGUUGAGCUCUUCUGGAAUACGGUCAUGGCAAUCUUCUGCUUCCUCGUCUGGUACUAUCCCGUUGGAUUUUACCGCAAUGCCGAGUACACAGACGCAGUUCAUUCUCGAGGCACUCAGACAAUUUUAGUUAUCUGGGCGUCCUUCCUUUUCGCCAGUUCGUUCGCACAUAUGUUGAUUGCGGGCCUGGAUAGCCCCGAGAUUGCAUCAAGCUUAUCUAACAUCUUGUUCAUCAUGAUGUACGUCUUCUGUGGUAUUCUCGCCGGCCCGGACUCUCUGCCGCGCUUCUGGAUAUUCAUGUACCGGGUCAAUCCCUUGACGUAUAUGGUUUCAUCCUUUUUGUCCGGAGCCGUUGGUGAGGCCCCUAUGCGUUGUGCCGACAACGAGAUACUGUCCUUCGCAGCCCCUGCUGGGAUGACCUGUUGGGAGUACAUGCGAGGCUAUAUGUCCACGAACCCGGGAUACUUGCUUGAUUCCGGUGCAGAGAACAAUGAAGCUUGUCGGUUUUGCACUAUGGAGAACACUAAGGAUUAUUUGGAGGGUCUCAACAUCCAUUUCUCCAAUAGGUGGCGGGAUUUCGGUCUGCUAUGGGUUUACAUUGUUGUCAACACCAUCGGAGCUAUCAUCUUCUACAAGCUUUUCCGUGUGCCGAGGAGUAAAAAGGGGAGCAAAGGACAAUAA